GAUAAGGAUGAAUCCCUAUAAAGUUGGAAUUAUUACAGUGAGUGACACUUCCGCAGCUGAUCGAACAAAAGACAAGAGUGGACCUUUAUUACAACAGUUACUGACGGAGGCUUCAUCUGAUUAUCAAGUACUACAUACCACGGUUGUUCCAGAUGAGGCUAUUGACAUUACAAGAGUAGUUCAAGAAUGGGCUGACACAGAACGACUGGAUCUCAUUUUACUAACGGGAGGAACUGGAUUUGCCGAACGUGAUAUCACGCCUGAUAGCAUUGAACCACUAUUGACGCGACUUACCCCUGGUAUCACUCAUCUUUUGAUUUCAACCUCAUUGACAAAAACACCAUUUGCAGCUCUCUCACGACCCAUAUCUGGUUUCCGCAACAAAACAUUAUGUAUCACUUUGCCUGGAAGCCCAAAGGCCUGCCGUGAGAAUAUGGAUAGUCUUUUUCCUAUUCUACCCCAUGCUCUUGAUUUAGUGCGUGGACAACAUGGUGCUAUACGUCAUACUCAUUCUCAUAUCGCUUCUACUGGAUCCACCACUAAUCAACAACAACAACAACAACAUACUUGUGUACAUCAUCAUCAGCAGCAGCAGCAGCAGGUUCAGAAGCACAGUGCACAUACUUUAGAUUUAAACACACCAGUAUCCCAACGAGCUCGUGUAUCGCCAUACCCUAUGAUAUCUGUGGAAGAAGCUCAAUCUAUCAUCAGUCGUUAUGCGCAACCUUUAGAAACAGUGGAUAUGAAAGUAUCAGAAGAUUUGAUUGGAUACGUUUUAGCCGAGGAUGUGUAUGCAAAAGAACCUGUCCCUGGUUAUCGUGCGUCUAUUGUCGAUGGUUAUGCUGUACAUGCUGAAGAUGGACCAGGGAUUUAUCCAGUAUGUCAUGUAUCUCUUGCAACAAGUCAUUAUCAAGAACCCAAGGAGAAUGAUGACAGCAUGACAGUACAUACACCAUUUCAAUUGAAGCGAGGACAGAUCUCACGUGUUGCUACAGGAGGUAUGGUACCUGAUGGCGCGAAUGCAGUGGUGAUGGUAGAAGAUACUCGACUGGUGGAAAGAGCAUUAGAUAACCAAGAAGAAGCCAUGGUAGAAAUAAUGAUAUCAACACAAGCCAAUUCAAUGAUUCGAUCAGUUGGAAGCGAUUGUCAACAAGGCGAUUUAGUGUGUAGUAAAGGCACGGUCAUUUCGACGGUGGGUGGAGAAUUGGGACUUCUUGCAUCUGUUGGAGUAACCUCUGUAUUGGUGUAUCGCAAACCAAGAGUUGGUGUACUCUCAUCUGGCAACGAAGUACAAGACAUUACGAUGACAUCAAGACCUUUAGUGCCUGGCGAAAUACGGGAUUCGAAUCGAUUGACUCUAUUGGCGGCCAUACGACAAGCUAAUAUGGAACCUGUGGAUUUAGGGAUUGUGCCUGACAAUGUGGAUGCCAUGGAACAAUGUUUACAACAAGCUCUAUUGGAUUUAGAUGUGAUUAUAUCAACAGGUGGCGUCUCAAUGGGUGAAGCUGAUUAUAUGAAACCAUUGUUGGAACAACGAUUCAAUGCUACUUUACACUUUGGUCGUGUGCAUAUGAAACCUGGAAAACCUACGACUUUUGCCACUAUACCAACCACAUCAUCAACAAAGCAGCGAAUAGUAUUUGCUUUACCUGGAAAUCCUGUAUCUGCUGUUGUUACUUUUUAUCUAUUUGUGUUACCUGCUUUACGACAAAUGUGUGCCAUUCAUCAACCAAAGAAUGUGAUAUUACCAGUCAAAAUAUUACAUGAUAUUUAUUUGGAUAGUCGACCAGAAUAUCAUCGAGUUCGGGUAUAUAUGAAUGCAGAAAAAGGACAUUUGGAAGCUUUGUCUACUGGACAAAAUCAACAAAGCAGUCGGAUGAUCAGUAUGGUUGCAGCAAAUGGUUUAUUACAAUUACCUAUCAAGACGGAUGAUUUAUCAAUGUUAAAGAAAGAUGACAUAGUAGAAUGUAUUAUAUUAGGGCCAUUAUAUCAAAAAUAA
This is a messenger RNA of Halteromyces radiatus, 1999 nucleotides long. RefSeq names its product MoaB/Mog domain-containing protein. Gene Ontology annotation, molecular function: molybdopterin molybdotransferase activity. Lineage: Eukaryota; Fungi; Mucoromycota; Mucoromycetes; Mucorales; Cunninghamellaceae. The transcript is spliced from 5 exons. Gene Ontology annotation, cellular component: cytoplasm; cytosol. Gene Ontology annotation, biological process: Mo-molybdopterin cofactor biosynthetic process; molybdenum incorporation into molybdenum-molybdopterin complex. Bases 8 to 1999 code for a protein of 663 amino acids. The record is from RefSeq and is a predicted model, not a curated record.